Meriones unguiculatus (Mongolian gerbil) is the source of this 2449-nucleotide messenger RNA. RefSeq names its product serpin family F member 2 (gene Serpinf2). The coding region runs from base 290 to 1765 and encodes 491 amino acids. Gene Ontology annotation, biological process: negative regulation of endopeptidase activity. The record is from RefSeq and is a predicted model, not a curated record. Gene Ontology annotation, molecular function: serine-type endopeptidase inhibitor activity. Lineage: Eukaryota; Metazoa; Chordata; Mammalia; Rodentia; Muridae. The transcript has 10 exons.
AAGGACACUCCAGAAGAGCUGGCCCUGAGACAAGGCAUGGGUAGGAGUUGGGGAAGGGAAGGAGUCUUUUAUUGGAGGCUACGGACGGAAACCUGCCCACCCCCACUGGCCAGUCGGGCUUCCCGAAAGCACCUUGGAGCAGAAUUCAGGGCCGAAUUGGGAUGAGGCUCAUGGUCCCCCGUAAGUCCAAAGGUGUCUGGGUCAGUCAUUCACUGGGCUCUGCCACUGGGUCAACAAAGCAGCUUCCUGGCUGCCCUGCCACCAGAGCUGAGCUCUCGGAGCCUUUGGGAUGAUGACACUGCUCCAGGGGCUCCUGGUACUCAGCUUAUCCUGUCUGCAAAUCCCCUGCUCCACGAUCUCUCCUGCGGGCGCCAUGGAUCUCCCAAGCCAGCAGCCAGUGAGCGAGCAGGCCCAGCAGAAGCUGACCCCGCUUGACCUCCUCAAGUUAGCCAACCAGGGUGUUGGUGACCAUGCCCCCCUGAAGAGGUCCCUGGGAGACUGCAAGAGUACCCCAACUGCAGAGGAGAGUCGCAGGCUGUCUCAGGCCAUGAUGGCUUUUACCACUGACCUGUUCUCCUCGGUGGCCCAAACAUCCACCAGCUCCAACCUUGUCCUGUCACCCCUUAGUGUGGCCCUAGCCCUCGCUCACCUAGCACUAGGUGCUCAGAACCAAACACUGCAGAGCUUGCAUCGAGUGUUGCAUGUGGACUCAGGGUCCUGCCUUCCCCAUCUACUGAGCCACCUCAGCCAGAACCUAGGCCUUGGGACAAUCCGACUGGCUGCCAGAAUAUACCUGCAGAAAGGAUUUCCCAUCAAGGAUGAUUUCCUGGAGCAAUCAGAAAAGCUCUUUGGUGCAAAGCCUGUGAAACUGACUGGAAGGCAGGAGGAAGACCUGAUGAACAUCAACCAAUGGGUGAAGAAGGCCACGGAGGGGAAGAUUGAGGAUUUCCUGUCUGAGCUGCCAGAUAACACUGUGUUGCUUCUCCUCAAUGCCAUCCACUUUCACGGUUUCUGGAGAACCAUGUUUGACUCGAGCCUCACCCAGAAAGACUCCUUCUACCUGGAUGAGCAGUUCAUGGUGCCUGUGGACAUGAUGCACGCACAGUCCUACCCUCUGCGAUGGUUCCUGCUGGAGCAACCUGAGAUACAGGUGGCUCAUUUCCCCUUCAAGAACAACAUGAGCUUUGUGGUCAUGAUGCCCACUCAUUUUAAGUGGAAUGUGUCUCAGGUACUAGCCAACCUGAGCCGGGAUACGCUGUACCAGCCCUCCCUGCGGGAGAAGCCCACCAAGGUGCAGCUGCCCAAACUCCAUCUGAAGCAGCAGCUGGACCUAGUGGCCACCCUCAGCCAGCUGGGCCUGCAGGAGUUGUUCCAGGGCCCAGACCUGCGUGGGAUCUCUGACCAGAGUCUGGUGGUGUCUGGCGUGCAGCACCAGUCAACGAUGGAACUCAGUGAGGCUGGCGUGGAGGCGGCCGCAGCCACCAGCACAGCCAUGACUCGGAUGUCCAUCUCCUCCUUCACUGUGAACCGACCCUUCCUCUUCUUCAUCAUGGACGACACCGUAGGCAUGCCCCUCUUUGUGGGCAGCGUGAGGAACCCCAACCCCACCGCACAGCCCCAGCUCCGGGAACAGCAGGAUUCCCCUGACAACAGGGUCGUUCGGAAAGACAAGGCCGACUUACAUGGAGACAAGACCUUCAGCCCUGACUUGAAACUUGCACCUCGCUUGGAGGAGGACUACCCCCAGUUUAGCGACCCCAAGUGAGGGGUCCAUGGGCAGCAGCAUCCUGAGUCCCCACCUGGAUCAGCUUCUCAACUCUUGUGACUCUUUCCAACCAGCUUUGUGGGGGAGGGUGGGGCCUGGGGAGAUGGCCUCCAGGGACAGGAGCAGUUGUUACAGCAGCUCCGGGAUAGGAGGUGGGGCGGGGCCUAGAGGGAGGCAGGCACAGGGAGUCUUCAUUUCUUCCAGAGGAACUCAGGGGUGACCUUGUGUGGGCUGGACACUUAUGGAUACAGUUUUGGCUAGUGGUAGGUUAAACAAGACCCUAAUAUAGGUAGUUGGGGUCCCUUCACAUUUGUAAGCGGAGGCUGGAAAGGCCCUCUUCAGACAUGUCCCUCAAACACCCUAGGUGGGAAAGGAGAGACAGGUGUUGGUCCCCUGAGCUCAGACCCUGACCUUGCAGUUGUACAUCGUGGGUGGAGGCUGACCUACCCUGAUUCUGAUGUUGCUGAAGACAUCUAGGCCUUCGCCCACAUCAUGACACCCAAGUCACCUCUCUGGUCUUUGGAGACGCCAGCACUGCCCGGAGCCCUCUCCCUUCCUCUCUCUUGUCCUCCUCUUCCAGGAGGCUCAGGGGCUGAGACAGGGAAGGGCCCCUUUAUCUCCCAAGACUCUUUUGUAAAGUUUUUGUAGUGAUUUUUAUGCCACCUGAAUAAAGAAUGAAUGUGC